Molecule: messenger RNA, 8856 nt
Organism: Sapajus apella (tufted capuchin)
Lineage: Eukaryota; Metazoa; Chordata; Mammalia; Primates; Cebidae
Gene: KCNA3
Product: potassium voltage-gated channel subfamily A member 3
Exons: 3
Coding region: 219-1946 (575 amino acids)
Biological process (GO): protein homooligomerization; potassium ion transmembrane transport
Cellular component (GO): axon; membrane; voltage-gated potassium channel complex
Molecular function (GO): delayed rectifier potassium channel activity; protein binding
Source: RefSeq, a predicted model, not a curated record
GCGGGCGCGCGCCCCGCGGGGGAGUGGGCGGGGAACGCGAGGCGGAGGGAGGAGGCGUCUCUGUGCGGGAGCCCGGCGGACCGCGCCAGACCCUGACGGAGCCUCGCGGCUGCUGCUGCAACAGGCGGCGGGCUCCGCUCGGGGGCGGAGGCGGCGAGGGGGCGGGGAGCGCGAGGAGGAGCGACCGGGCCCCGCCGCCGCCGCCUCUUCCCCGCCGCAUGGACGAGCACCUCAGCCUUCUGCGCUCGCCGCCGCUGCCCUCCGCCCGCCACCGCGCCCACCCUCCCCAGCGCCCCGCGAGCGGUGGCGGCGCUCACACGCUGGUGAACCCCGGCUACUCCGAGCCCGCCGCAGGCCCCGAGCUGCCGCCCGACAUGACCGUGGUGCCCGGGGACCACCUGCUGGAGCCGGAGGCGGCCGACGGUGGAGGGACCCCGCCUCAGGGCGGCUGUGGCGGCGGCGGCUGCGACCGCUACGAGCCGCUGCCGCCCUCGCUGCCGGCCGCGGGCGAGCAGGACUGCUGCGGGGAGCGCGUGGUCAUCAACAUCUCGGGGCUGCGCUUCGAGACGCAGCUGAAGACCCUCUGCCAGUUCCCCGAGACGCUGCUGGGCGACCCCAAGCGGCGCAUGAGGUACUUCGACCCGCUCCGCAACGAGUACUUCUUCGACCGCAACCGGCCCAGCUUCGACGCCAUCCUCUACUACUAUCAGUCCGGGGGCCGCAUCCGCCGGCCCGUCAACGUGCCCAUCGACAUCUUCUCCGAGGAGAUCCGCUUCUACCAGCUGGGCGAGGAGGCCAUGGAGAAGUUCCGCGAGGACGAGGGCUUCCUGCGGGAGGAGGAGCGGCCCCUGCCCCGCCGCGACUUCCAGCGCCAGGUGUGGCUGCUCUUUGAGUACCCCGAGAGCUCCGGGCCGGCCCGGGGCAUCGCCAUCGUGUCCGUGCUGGUCAUCCUCAUCUCCAUCGUCAUCUUCUGCCUGGAGACACUGCCGGAGUUCCGCGACGAGAAGGACUACCCCUCCUCGCCGUCGCAGGACGCGUUCGAUGCAGCCGGCAACAGCACGUCGGGGGCCUCUGGGGGAGCCUCCAGCUUCUCCGAUCCCUUCUUCGUGGUGGAGACCCUGUGCAUCAUCUGGUUCUCCUUCGAGCUGUUGGUGCGGUUCUUCGCCUGUCCUAGCAAAGCCACCUUUUCGCGAAACAUCAUGAACUUGAUUGACAUUGUGGCCAUCAUCCCUUAUUUUAUCACUCUGGGUACCGAGCUGGCCGAGCGACAGGGCAACGGACAGCAGGCUAUGUCCCUGGCCAUCCUGAGGGUCAUCCGCCUGGUGAGGGUCUUCCGCAUCUUCAAGCUCUCGCGCCACUCCAAGGGGCUGCAGAUCCUCGGGCAAACGCUGAAGGCGUCCAUGCGAGAGUUGGGGUUGCUCAUCUUCUUCCUCUUUAUUGGGGUCAUCCUUUUCUCCAGCGCGGUCUACUUUGCCGAGGCAGACGACCCCACCUCAGGUUUCAGCAGCAUCCCGGAUGCCUUCUGGUGGGCAGUGGUAACCAUGACAACAGUGGGUUAUGGCGAUAUGCACCCAGUGACCAUAGGGGGCAAGAUUGUGGGAUCUCUCUGUGCCAUCGCCGGUGUCUUGACCAUCGCAUUGCCAGUUCCCGUGAUUGUUUCCAACUUCAAUUACUUCUACCACCGGGAGACGGAAGGGGAAGAGCAAGCCCAGUACCUGCACGUAGGAAGUUGCCAGCACCUCUCCUCUUCGGCCGAGGAGCUCCGAAAAGCAAGGAGUAACUCGACUCUGAGUAAGUCGGAGUAUAUGGUGAUCGAAGAGGGGGGUAUGAACCAUAGCGCUUUCCCCCAGACCCCUUUCAAAACCGGCAAUUCCACUGCCACCUGCACCACGAACAAUAAUCCCAACUCCUGUGUCAACAUCAAAAAGAUAUUCACCGAUGUUUAAUAUAUAAUACAAGUGACAUGCUGUGCUCAGUAUUGUGUGGAACGUGCCCCCUUGGUCUGCCUGUGCCCUUGUUUUAUACAUUUCCAGACCAUUCAUCAAGGAAAGGACCUGAAUAAGUGGGAAGCACACUUCAUUCUCCCUCUACCUACUGCUUCAUACUGAAACAGGUGCCUGUUUUGCAAGUGGGCUGCAUUCUCUCAGCUCUCCUUUUUCCCCUUACCCUCUCUCUCUCUCUCUCAAUAUUGUAAACAACAAACUUACAUUAAACUUCAUUUCUAGUACACGCCCUAUUUAAAAAAAAAAAAAAAAAAAAGCAGUACAUCCUGGGAGGAAAUGAAACUAAAGAACAGAGUAACUGUUUAACCUCAGAAUUUUAAAGGCAGUUGUUUCGUUCCUAAGCACAUGAGUUUGUAGUAAAUGAUACUUCAGUUUGAUGGACUUUUCAACAUUGUUUACUGAAUAAGUAUUUCGAUUGCCUACCCUGUAGAUAUGUGGAUGAAGAAUCUAACUAGAAUAAUGACUUGUAAACCCACCACGAGUUUAUUUGGUUUUUCCCAGAAUUUUAAGGGUCUCUCCAACUUUGAAUGAAGGGAAAUGCCCAAGAUGUCCUGAUCUGACUAAUUAGUUUAAUUCUUUCGGGCUUGCUAAGCAUUUCUAAAGCAUUAGACUAACACAGUCCUGUGAAGUUCUGUGCAUAUGUCCCAGCCUCAACAUCUAUCAAAGUCUAGAAACAGAUGUUUUCAGUGCUGCUGAGAGAAACAAAAAAUUUCCUAAUGCAUCUGAGAGAUAAGCUUCGGCAGUAUCACAAGAAGAUUAAAGUGGCAGACACCCCUUCCAGCGGAAGUUACUAAUUCGGACCUGACUGAUGCAGUUCCCAUAGCAACCCAUGUUUCCUGGGAAACCCGAAAAAGGUUGUCAUGGCAUCUAUUGCUCUCUAGCCCCACCUUCCAGUCCCUGCUGUUUCCACAGUAACCUUUCCAGAUGGUUCCUACUUAAAUGAUUUCAUAAAGGAAAACCACUGUUUGAAUAAACUGCACAAAUAAAGUUAAGCCUGAGACUCUAAGGAGGUGAAAUGAAUCCCAAAUGCAUUUUUUAACUAUGAAAAUCAUUGAUGUUAUCCCAUAAUAACUGAAUCAAGAAGGAAAAUAUGAUGUUCGGAAUGUUAGAUAUUAACCACAAUAAGGCAUGAUCUGGAUUAAGUCCCAUUUAUUAGGCAAUAAUUUUUAAAGAUGCUUCUCUACAGUUUUUUUUCUCCAAGAACUUUCAAGCCAACAAAUGGAAUUUAAAAGCAAAUGUAAAAGUGUUCUGUACAUAAGCAAAUGAGAGAUACAAUCAGUGUACCUGAAACCUUACAACAAAGGAUCUUCAGGCUUUCUCUUUAAAAAAAAAAAAAAAAUUUAGAUCCCACAACAGCUCUGUCAUCAUCACAGCACUCGACAAGCUAAGUAAACUUCAAAUAGAUGAAGGAUGCACGUUUUAAACUGAAUGCAUUGCAGACAAUCAAUAAAAAGGAGGGACAGGAAGUAACCAGCUCUUGGGAGAAUACUUGCAACUUUCAACCAUAUGCCAAGGGUUGCCAGAAGACAGACAGAAUCAGCAGUUCCAAGUCCUUCCUACCUCUCAGCUGUGAAUAGAAGUGAUAACCCUUCCCACUAAGAAAUGCAAGGAAGCACACGUGUCCCAUAAUCUGAAGACUUAUGGAAACACUGUGAGAUAGAGGUGAGGAGCAUAAGAAUGUGGAAGAGAAUAUUUAGGGAUUGCAUUUUUAAGAUCCCUGAAGAGACCCCCACAUAAAGAACUGUAGAGCUGCACUGACCCGUAGGAUGCUCCAUUUUAAAUUGCCUGGAUCAAGAAUGCAGUGGCAAUUAUAUCACUGAUGGGCAGUGAUGCACCUGACAGCACAUAUUUUUAUUUCAGUUGACAUUAAAUAAUAUGUCUCUAACAAAUGCUUUAUAGAAAGGGAACAACUCUGACGUCGGAGGAUUUGCCUUGUAUUGUGUGCCAUAUAAAAGACAUUUGAUCAAUAGAUGAAGAAUCUUGAAAAUAUUAAGGUAUCAUUGCAUCCUUUUGACAUUUUGAUGAAAUCAAAUCAUCCAAAAACUAUAAUCAGUGCUGCAGAUAAAGAAAGCCUAAAAUUUGUUUCUAACAAGCCAACUGUUACUUUUUUCUUUUUUCAAUUAAUUAGUGGACUGUGUUUAAUCAUGAGAUAUAGUCAUGUUAUGUUCCAUGUUCUGGGUUAUGUGCAACUUUAUUUGUGAAGGUGUGUUUUGUACCAAAGGCUCUCAUACAUAGAUUAGCCCAUUUACAUAUAAAUAAGUGAGGUCUACACUGUGCCCAAAUAAAUGGUAUUAAAGACAGACUUGCCUAAAAGAAAUGUGCCUUGCUUGAUUAAACAUUAUUUUAUUUUUUAUUCAAAAUGAUAGAUUUUCAAAUUAGUGUUAUAGGUUUUAGCUGAGAUAAACUUUACAAAAAUAUAUGACUACUUAUUACGUUUUAGUAUUCCAUCUUAAUUAAAAUUAUAACAGUUAUGCUUUCAACAGUUCAUAUGUAAUAUGUUCAUUUCAUUUUGUUUUCAUGUGAUGUUUGGUGUGGUGCAACAAAGCACAUUUUUAAAUAUAAUAUUUCAUCCAAUGUUUAUAACUUUUCCUUCAAAAUUGUAAAUGUAAAAGUUUCCUUAACUCAUUUUCUAUUUUUAUAUUCUUUUAGAAAUGGAACUCUUUUUCAAUUAAAGACAAGUUUUAGUUGGAAAAGAGAUUUAGGAGGUCAUGAAGAUGGUUUCCCUUUUGGGGACAUUUCACUUCUGUGCCAUUAAUGUAUUUUACUGUGACAUUUCAGCAGAAUGGUAGCUAUUUGUAUAUUAUUUCAUAAGCCUUAUGGAAAGUCAAACUGUGAAAUUUUAUUAUAUAGAGGACUUUUUAUUUCCAUAUUUUAGUUUCAAAAUAUAUCUGAACAAAUGCAUAAAUAACCAAUCUUCUGUUAUUUAAGUGUAUAACAAUGCUAUGUGAUAAUGAGAGCACUUGUAGAAUUUUAAUUACUAUAAAAACAUUUCAGUAGCAAAGCCAAGAUUAUAAAUUUUUUGAUGCCCCACAGAAUGGAAUACAAGUGAUGAAUUGCACUGUAUGAGAAUCAGUAACUAAAACAAUCUUAUACUUGCAGCAAGACAGACAGAUAAACACGAGAUACAAUCUAGGUAACUUUCUUUGAGGCAAAGUCUACAAUGAAUUUCUCACAAUCUGCUGGUAAUUGCUUUGUGUCAAAACUUUGAGACCAGAUCACUACAGGAAAAUAAAAGUCUGACAGCUAUCUCAGGUUUGAGCAAUGUGAACCUUUAGUCAAGAUGAUAUGUGAUUAAAGUGAAAAUAUAGCCACUACCUUUUCUUUGUUCCAUGUUAGCCCAUUUAGUAGAGACAUUGGCCUGGAGAAUAGUCAGUCCAUUGCAGCCAACUAAUCCUUGUAACUAAUUAUUACAGCCUGGAUAGCAGCAAAGUAAUCCACAUCAGCUAUUGGGAUGAUUGAAACAAACUGAUCAACUGUGUUACAGGAGGUUUUAGACAUACCGAUGUUUUAAUAAGGAUCACUAGGUGUUACAAAAAUAGACACAAAAAUUACCUUUAUAAAACACCAAUGGCACAACUGUAUGCAUUAUAGUAUAUUUAAGAUCUGAAUUAUUAUUACAGGUUACAGUUUUAAAUAAAGACAAAGCCCAGAUUUUUAUGAUAAAAGUACAGGAUGGUGUCAGAUGAGUAAACUGUCAUACUGAAUAUGGUUCACAGAAUGGAUAGUAAAAAUGGUACUGGUUUAGAUAACAGUAGACCAGAAUUCUCAUCUACUUUCUACCUGUGGGACCCUAGGUAAAUCAGUUACAUUACUAGGCUUCAGCUUGCAGGCUUAAAUUGUAAGAUGAGUGUGCUGGAUUCAGUGAUCUCCAAAACCCUUACCAGCCCCCAAAUUCUCAUUAUACACAUUUGAGAAAUGCUUUGAAGAAAACUUAGGGCUGGGUGCAGUGGCUCAUGCCUGUAAUCCCAGCACUUUGGGAGGCCAAGGCGGGUGGAUCACUAGGUCAGGAGUUUGAGACCAGCCUGGCCAACAUAGUGAAACUCCGUCUCUACUAAAAAUACAAAAAUUAGCUGGGCAUGAUGGUGCAUGCCUGUAGUCCCAGCUACUUGGGAGGCUGAGGCAGGAGAUUUGCUUGAACACGGGAGGUGGAGGUUGCAAUGAGCCGAGAUUGUGCCACUGAACUCCAGCUUAGGCAACAGAGGGAGACUUCAUAUAAAAAAAAAAAAAAAAAAAAAAAAAAGAGAAAAGAAAAGUACACAGAUUUUCUUAUGCAGGAAAGAAUACAUGAAGUAAGAUUUAAGCCUUGAAAGUGUCAUAAAUAUAUCAUUCUUCAAAUUGAUUGUGAGAAAAGGAAAUAGGACUCUUUCUUCUUAGAAUUUUCACUGAUCUGUAAUGGUAUCAAAAAAGUAGAAAAAUCAGUCUGUGGAAUGGAAACAGAUUAAUUAAAUAGCUAGAAAGGAGGGAAGGGCAUUUGUUUAAUUAAAUAUUAAGGCAACUUGAAAAUUUUCUAUGAAAUGCUAAAACAGUGCCAGAGCCUUAUUGCACACUCAACAUUUUAAGCCUGAGAGCAGGGAAAUGUGGGAAAAGGUUGGAAGGAAAGAAGUGUUUGCUUUAUGAUCUCUUGACUCCUUUUACACAAGAAGCAGAUUGGUAGAGCUUAAGCAGGUGUCUGUGCUGUGGUGCUGGCUCUGCCAAAAACUCUCAUGUGCCCUAGGAAAGUUCCUUUAACUUCUCUGAGCCCGAGUUUCUUUAUCUGUAAAGUGAAGACUUUUUAAAUUUAGUAAUCUGUAUGUCUCUUUUCAUCUCUGAGAAUUCUAUAACAUUUUCAGAUUGUUAUAUGUGUACAUGUACAUGUUGCUCACCUCUGUUCACUAAAAUGCCACAUAUUUCUACUUGAGUGACUGAACAGAUUGCAAGUCCAAAUGUUCUCGUUUCUAAUAAUAAUAAUUGACCUCAGCAAGACAUAUAAAAGGUAAAUCUUUUUAUUUUGACUUUGGCUUUAAGCUAUUAUGAUUUGUCAUUUCAUCUUUGAAUGCUGAGUGAGUUACCUAAACAGAAUGUCUGUUCCAGUUAAUCUUCUCUUUAAAUUUUGUUGUUUUAUAAACAUGUAGCAAAUCAGAAGCAAGUAUAUUAUGCUUAUCAAUGAACUGUAGCAGAUUGUAAGGUGCAUUUUUGUCACAUUAAAAACUUAAUGCUCUUUUGGUCCCAGAAGAAAUGACUGUAAUUUAAAAUAAUAGUCACAAAAUUUUGUGAAUGUUUUUGAAUACAAAGGAGGCCUGAUAGAGCCAUAUUGCAAUUCAUUUUGCUCAGGAGUGAGAAACAAAAUUCAGGGAUAACCCAAACACAUCUGUUUGGCAAUAGUGGAUAGUUAGGUAAAGAAGGGUUUUAGCUUUUGCACAACAUAGGUAAGAGGCAACUGUACCUAUUGAAAAAUAGGAGUAUAUUCUGGUUCCUGGUUUUAUGACAGAAAGAUAUUAGAAGGAUACUAAAAUGUGGACACUCGGGAAAUUGAUUAAUACAGAAAUAUUUUGUCAUACUGAGAUUAUUUGUCCAGAAGUUUAGUCUUAUAUCCCUUCCAUUCAGAAAAGGGGGCAGUUUUUAAAGGCCUCUAUCAUAAUAGGAAGUGUGUAUUUUGACUAGUGGAGCAAUUAAUUAAAACAUUUAAUCUGAUCAUUUUGGUUUUAUGAAUCUGAAUUUUCACUUUAGGUGUAAUUGAAUCACUUAUGUAUUACUGUGAUCUUUGUGAGAAGUGAUUUUGUCCAUUUUUUUAAAGUUGAUGAAACUUGAUAAAUGGUGAUUCUAGCAUAUUGUAUUAAUAUUGUAUCUUACAAUAAUUUGUGAACUGGCCAUCCUGAACAAAUCAUAGCGGUAUGUCUUCUGGUAAAUUGUUUCUAUGGUGUGAUCUCUUAAUGCUGUGUUUGGGGGUGGGGGUGGGGUUAAGUAUUUAGUUUAAACUAUCAAAGUGUUUUUCUUAAAUGCCAUAAAAUGUAUGACUAUAAACCAAAUAAGAAUAUCCUCUUUUUUUCACUUUUAAGGGCACUAUAGAGACCAUUAUGAAACUAUCCCACAGAAUGGUAUAAUUUAUGUUUAAAAGCUCUUAGACACAUAUACACACACAAAUAUAUAUAUAUAUAUAUAUAUAUAUACACACACACACACAUGUGCAAGGGGAAGCAGUUUAUGUAGUAUUUCUAGGUGUUAUGCUACAUAUUGUAAUAAUUAUUUUUGAAAUAUAUAGAUUACACAGAAGUCAGACUAACAAAUACAACACCUCAAUUUUUUCAUAGAGUCUAGCAUUCGUUUACUUAUAAGAUUUGCUUAUCAUACUUUGCAAAGAUCAUUCACAUAAUUAAUCUUUAAAAUAUUCAUAUGAAAUACUAAUGUCCUCUGAAAUUUAAAGAUUAAACAACCAAGGUUUAGAAAGAUCCAGUGACUAGUCUAGAAUAAUAUGGCCACUAACCUCAUAUGCUCUUUACACUAUUCACCUUUUGUCAUGUUAUUUUUAUCCUGUCACUGCUAUUAUCUUUAAAGCUUUAACAAAAAAAUUUUAAAACAUACAUUGGGAAUUUUCCAAUUUUAGUUCAAAGACAUUGUUGCUGUUCUUGUCAGACCUUUUUAGAUACUUUCAGACUAUAGUUCUUCCACAGAGUGAUAUUCAAACAUUUUCUACCUAAAACGUACACCCUGACCACAGACACUGAAUUCACUUGAUAUCAGAAUCCUAGACUAAAAAUUGGUCUUGACUGCCAUUCCUAAUCUCGCUUUACAAAAAUCCAUCAUAAUGACUGAUUUCUGAACAGUUGAAUAAAGCAGUAAUCAACCCAAGAAACUGCAUCCAUUCUAAUUCAGAGGA